AUGAAGCUCUCCCACGCUUUCGCUGGCUUCGCUGCUACGGCGCAUGCCUUGGGCCCUGAGUCCAACAUCUUUGGCAACACUGAUGAUGCCAACAUCCAAGCUCCUCACAAGAUUCCAACGGUCCACGAAUCUGUUGUCAUGGCGCGCCGUAUCCUUGCUCUUACCAAGCUUGCCACCCUCUCGACCGUCUUCCCUUCCGGCCAUCCCAAUAGCGACCUUGCCAUCGAUGAGAACCGUCCGACAGGACUCGAGGGUGUGCCUAUCGGCAUGAUGGAUUAUGUGGCCGAUUGCGAAGAUGAAGGCAACCCUACCAUUCUCGAAAUCAAGAUCGCAACAACGUUUAAGAACGUUCGAGCUGGGUCAAACCUUACCCUCUCCAUGAACUGGGUCCCGCCGUAUCCGCCCGCCAAGCGCAUCUCCCUCCUUUCUCGACUCUCGGCAUAUGUUCCCUUCCUUCCCAGCUACGACUACAACAGCCGUGCCCAAGGGCCGUCCGAUACGCCAGACACCGUUCCUUACUCGGCGGCCAACCUACCCCGGUUCGCCCUUUUUGGUUACCUUGAGCCCAUUGAGACUACACCCGUAUCAGCCGUCAAGCUUGCCGCGUGCUUCACACGCAAGCACCAGGAUGCCAAGUACUGGCUACCUGGUAACUUCAUCCACGAAAGUUCAUGGUCGCGCCUGGUUGUGACCAAAAUCUACUGGGUCGGCGGCUUUGGUGACCGAGCGCGUAUCGGCUGGCUUCCUGUUGACGAAUGGAAGAGCGUCACCAGAGAUGAAUGGGAGAGCAUCAAACUCCUGGGUGAGGAGAAGGGCUGGAAUGAGUGGUCAGUCAGCUCUGUAGCAGAGCUGUAG
Fusarium coffeatum is the source of this 855-nucleotide messenger RNA. RefSeq lists its product as uncharacterized. Bases 1 to 855 code for a protein of 284 amino acids. The record is from RefSeq and is a predicted model, not a curated record. The transcript has a single exon. Lineage: Eukaryota; Fungi; Ascomycota; Sordariomycetes; Hypocreales; Nectriaceae.